AUGGAACUGGUAGCAGGAGUGGUUACCCCCGCUGACGAACCAGAAAUCUCCGUGUAUGAGUUGAUCGAGAGCCCGAGCGACGCCGUGUACGCCCUCAUGGCCAUCGUGGAGAAGAGGCACGACAAGAAGCCCGCCGUCAAGCGGUACAGCCCCCUUGCGUACCGCACCUUCACUGAGAAGCGCCUCCCCAAGGUCAAAGAAAGCCGAAUUGCUUCAUGA
This is a messenger RNA of Clonostachys byssicola, 219 nucleotides long. NCBI's taxonomy places the organism in Eukaryota, Fungi, Ascomycota, Sordariomycetes, Hypocreales, Bionectriaceae. The record is from the annotation of a GenBank genome assembly.